UGUGGUGUGUGUGUGUGUGUGUGUGUGUGUGUGUGUGUGUGUGUGUGUGUGUGUGUGUAUGUGUUGAUUGGAAUGAGAUAUCCACCACAGCCUGGGGCUUUUGAAUACUUGUUUCCUAGUACUGUUUGGGUUUGUUUGGAUGGUGUGGCACUGCUGGAGGAAAUAUGUCACUGUGGGUGCGCUUUGAGGUUUCCAAAGCCUCCUGCCAUUUGAAGUUUGCUUUAUCUCUUUGCUGCCUGGAAGUCAAGAUGGAUUUUUUUUUUUUUUUGAUGAUGCCACCUGAAUUCCUGCAGGUCCACAGUCCUCCAUAUUUUCUGCCAAGUGACCUAGAACACUUAUUUACCUCUGGAGAAACAACGUGCCUGCCUUCCAGAUUCUGGCAGGUGUAAAGGUGUCCUCAGACCUGGCCCCUUCCUGAUCUUAUGAAGGCAGAACAGAACCUGCCAUCUCUUGUUUUGCCUUGUCCCAGACCCUCUGUGGUCAAAGCCCCUGCACCAAGGCCCCCUGCACCCUGGAACGGCAGCAUCACCUUCUGUAGUGUGUGUGCAUGCUUUCUUUCAUGUGUGCAGCUGCAGGGGGUGGGGUAGGGAACUAGGUGACAGAGAUGGAAGUGAACAGUCAGCCUCCUGGGUGGAUUAGUACUUCCUGAUUUCCACAGAGAACUGGCUAGUAGGAAAGAACGUUUUUGUUUUUUUUUUCCCCCAUGACAUGGUGGUUGCCAUGACAACGGGGACAAGCCAUUCUUUCCUGGUUACAGAUUCAUUUGCGAAGGAUACUCACAGAAUGGAGAGGUGGAAUCACUAGACAGACACGCAAAGCGCAUAGGGAGGGAAGCCACCUGGAAGCUCCCAUCUGGAGAAAAUGUGACUAGACAUCGCACACAGGGAUUGCGUGUGCAAGUUCUUGAUAGAAGGCCUUCGGGCACGGAGCCAAAGCGUGUGUUGAGACAGAGAUUUCAGGAUCCUAUCUCGCACACUUCUCUGUGCACCUCUGGGGAAGAUAGUCUUCUUUCAUCGGAAAGGAUACGCCCACAUCACUCUGAGCAAGGACAUCAGUUCAAGCUUGUCUACCAGAUUCUGGAGGGAGGAUAGCACCGCAGGCAGGGGAGCCAAGCCGGAGACGACCAGCAGUCACAGUGCCCACCACAAUCAAGGGAGCCAGUCACCCUGUCCUGAUCAGCACAGCACCAUGGACUCUGCAGAGUAUGUGCUCUGUGGCUGGAAGGGCCAGCUGUGGCCUGCAAGGGUGUUGUCCAGACCCGGGACUUCAGCCCAUAGUAAGAGGAGAGGGGCAUCUUUCCUGGAGGUCCAAAUCCUGCCUGUGGGUGAGAAGACGAGAGUAAGGAGCACAGAGGCGAGGCCCCUAACCAAGUCUGAAACCGUAACCAUCGCCUCCUUGGCAGGAAAGGAGUCACAGGGCCAAAGCUCGCCAAGGCAGACCAGGGCAUACAGAAAAGCCCUCAAGGUGGCAUUGGAUGUUCUGGGAGAGGGAACCUGUUUGUAUCAAGGAGGAAGGGCAGGUGGCAGAAGAACCAGCACAGCGGCGCCAAAGGUUCCGAAAGAGCAGGCCAGCUCCAGCCCACGCCAGCGCCUGCACCUCCAAGGGCGCAACCAGAAAGGCCAAGGGCUCUCCCACAGGAGUCCUGGGAAGCGGGGCCGCCCGAGAUCUGUGUUGAUGGGCUCACCGAAUAUGCCUGCAGUGCAAGGGGGGAAAGCCCGGGCGCACAGUGCUGUUGGGCACGCUCACUUUGAAAUGCAAGGAAACAUGCUAAGACGCACCAGAGUGUGGCCAGCCUCCUGCAAGACACCAGCAGGAAAUGCUGGUGAUAAUCCCAGCAAGAGAAAGCUGAGCACAUCCAAGCUCAGGUCUUUGAGCGCCCCGGCCUCCAGGGAGGGUGCCCGGGAUAGAAAUGAGCAGCAGGCUGCCUCUGGGCCACCGAGGCAGGUCUCUACCUUGCCCAGAGCUCUCAAACAACAAGUACGGUGCGGCAGCCUAGAGAUCCGGGCUAUUGGAGCCCAAAGGAAGACCACCCUCCCAGAGAACGAGGAGGACCCCGCGGGGACCCCGAAACCAGACUCAAGGGGAGCAUCGGCAGCCUGCAUGCCUCCAAUCCCGAGGCUACGAAGAUCUCUCCGCAUUGCUACCCGGAAAAGGAAGAUCCAUGUGCUGUGUGCACAAUGCGGGCUCCCAGAAUUGGAAACUAAGGUGCACUCAAAAGCAACUAACACCGGGGUCAAGAGGAGAGCGGCUGGAGUUCAAGAAGACCGCCAAGCCACCAACGUGGCUUCUGCUCAAGAGCCGAGUACCAUCGAACGAGGCAUGCUGGUCUGGUUCAAAUUCCAGGACCUUCCUUUCUGGCCGGCGGUGGUCAAGAGUGUCAGCAAAAACGACAAGAUGGCGAGGGUGCUGUUGAUCGAGGGCAACAUGCAGUUUGAGCACAGGGGUGUCAGAGUCCCUCUCCGCAAGCUGAAGCACCUGGACUGUGGAGCAAAAUUAUCGCUCCUGCGGAGAGCCAGCAGAGUGUACAGCCAGGGCAUCAACUGGUGCCUCUCAGUGAUCGACCACUACAAAGAAGACCUUGCCUGUGGCUCCUUCCUGGGCUCCUUUAUGGACUACUACACCUCCCAAGCCAGUUAUCCGCUAAGGAGAGCCAUCCAAGAGGGCGACCUGCACAUUGAUUUCCCCAAGGUGAGCUAUGCCGACUUGGAAGAUUGGGAGGAGGAGACAGCCCUGGGUGCGAAGGGGCCCCGCAAGAAACUCUUGCCUGACCGCAUGAGGGCCGCUUGGGACAGAGCCAACCAGAAGCUAGUAGACUUCAUCGUGAAGAGAAAGGGGGCCGACCAGCACCUGCUGGACAUUGUGAAGGGCAGGAAACCGUCCAGGUGGCUGGACGACCUUUGGAAAUCAAAGAGGGAAGUCUUCUGCAUUGAGACCUACCUGGAGGAUGAGGACCAGUUGCAUCUCGUGGCCAGACACUUGCAAGAAAUAUCCAAGGAAGCGGAUGAGGCCCUGCUCUCUCUGGCAAGAGGAGACAGAGUCCGGUUUACCAUGGAGGUUCUUCUUCCAGAAGCAAUCAUCUGCUCCAUCGCUGCCCUGGAUGAGCUUAGCUACAAGGAGGCAGAAGAGAAGUACCUGCGUGGCCCACCCGUGCACUACCGUGAAAAAGAGCUCUUUGACAAGACCAUCCUAAAGGCUGCCCGGAUGAGGUCAGCAUCCAGGAUUCGGGCUGCCAGGAACCCCUCUGCACCCACUCCUUAGAAGGGAGCUUCCUCCUUUCAGCCAUCACCCCCGCAGCUCCACCUCCAAAAGAGGACCAUCUGGGAGACUCUGGGCUUUGCUAUGGCCACUGUGAAAGCUCCUCACUGCACACACGUUUCUCCCCUC
Messenger RNA from Peromyscus leucopus (white-footed mouse), 3384 nucleotides. Its product is annotated as PWWP domain-containing DNA repair factor 3A-like. The record is from RefSeq and is a predicted model, not a curated record. Lineage: Eukaryota; Metazoa; Chordata; Mammalia; Rodentia; Cricetidae.